AUGUCCCCCUCCGCCUCGUCCUCGGCUGCGAGCAAGAAACCUCGUCUCCCGCGCGUCUUUGUCGUCCGUCAUGGCGAGACAGAGUGGAGUAUCUCUGGGCAGCAUACCGGCCGCACCGACCUCCCCCUCACUCCCAACGGCGAAAACAUCAUCCGCGCCCUCGGCAAACGCAUCGUCGGGUCGGGCAAGAUCCUCGACCCCUCCCACAUCCAACACGUCUUUGUCUCGCCCCGCUCGCGCGCGCGAAAGACGUUCGAGUUGUUGUUUGAGGGUGUCGAGAAGGAGGACAGGCCGAGUUUUGGAAUUGAGGAGGGCGUGAGGGAGUGGGAGUACGGGGUUUGUGAAGGCAAGAAGACUGCCGAGAUCCGCGAGAUGGUCAAGCCCGACUGGGACAUCUGGACCGAUGGCUGCCCCAAAGGCGAGUCAGCCGACCAGAUGCGCGACCGUUGCGACGCCAUGAUUCGUAAGAUUGUCGACUUGGCCGACGCCCACCAUGGGCAGGAAGAGACGGAGGGACACCACGGAGACAUCCUGAUCGUCUCGCACGGCCACUUCAGUCGCUGCUUCAUCACCCGGUGGUGCGGCCUCGAGAUCUCCCAAGGCCGGAUCUUUGUCGCCGACACAGGCGCACUACACAAGCUCGGGUUCCAGCACAGGAACUUUGAUGAGAGGUCGUUGUUGGGGUUGAACCUGUACAGCGAGGAGGAGUGA
Rhodotorula toruloides NP11 is the source of this 711-nucleotide messenger RNA. Its product is annotated as phosphoglycerate mutase. The transcript is spliced from 5 exons. The coding region runs from base 1 to 711 and encodes 236 amino acids. Gene Ontology annotation, molecular function: sedoheptulose-bisphosphatase activity. Gene Ontology annotation, biological process: ribose phosphate biosynthetic process. The record is from RefSeq and is a predicted model, not a curated record. NCBI's taxonomy places the organism in Eukaryota, Fungi, Basidiomycota, Microbotryomycetes, Sporidiobolales, Sporidiobolaceae.